Molecule: messenger RNA, 2310 nt
Organism: Fraxinus pennsylvanica
Lineage: Eukaryota; Viridiplantae; Streptophyta; Magnoliopsida; Lamiales; Oleaceae
Source: the annotation of a GenBank genome assembly
AUGAAUAUGAGCUCCACGCUCGAUAAACUAAUGAACGGACGUUGGCGCAGAAACGGUCGGGAUUCAGAGUUGAAAAUGGCAACUGGAGCUGUUCCAGCUUCAUUUACAGGCCUAAAGAACAGGGAUCAUCAUGGCCUGGGGUUCGCUAAAUGUCCCGAGUUUGUUAAAGUGUCUAACUUGCAGAAUAAGAGAGUUAAAUUUCACCGAACCAAGGUUACUGUGAUCAGAAAUUCACAAAACCCUGGUCCAGAAACAGCUGAGCUGGAGCCUGCUUCAGCGGGAAGUCCACUAUUAGUUCCUAGACAGAAGUACUGUGAAUCCGUACACAAAACUGUCAGGAGGAAAACUCGCACUGUGAUGGUUGGAAAUGUGGCUCUUGGUAGUGAGCAUCCCAUUAGAGUUCAAACAAUGACCACGACAGAUACAAAGGAUGUUGCUGCAACGGUUGAGCAGGUAAUGAGAAUAGCUGACCAAGGAGCAGAUAUUGUUAGAAUAACAGUGCAAGGAAAGAAAGAAGCAGAUGCAUGUUUUGAAAUUAAAAAUUCCCUUGUUCAGAAGAAUUAUAACAUCCCUCUGGUAGCGGACAUUCAUUUUGCCCCUCCUAUUGCAUUGCGAGUUUCUGAGUGCUUUGACAAAAUUCGUGUGAACCCAGGAAACUUUGCUGACAGGAGAGCUCAGUUUGAGACGCUAGAGUAUACUGAAGACGAUUAUCAGAAAGAACUUGAGCAUAUUGAGCAGGUUUUUACUCCGUUGGUUGAGAAAUGUAAAAAAUAUGGGCGGGCAAUGCGCAUUGGGACAAACCAUGGUAGCCUUUCAGAUCGUAUAAUGAGCUAUUAUGGGGACUCCCCCAGGGGAAUGGUUGAAUCUGCAUUUGAGUACGCUAGGAUUUGUCGGAAACUGGACUUCCACAAUUUCGUCUUUUCAAUGAAAGCAAGCAACCCUGUUAUCAUGGUCCAGGCAUACCGUCUUCUUGUAGCUGAAAUGAACGUUCUCGGAUGGGAUUAUCCAUUACACUUGGGAGUAACUGAAGCUGGUGAGGGUGAAGAUGGACGGAUGAAAUCUGCAAUAGGUAUCGGGACACUUCUUAUGGAUGGUUUGGGAGAUACUAUCAGGGUUUCUUUAACUGAAGCACCUGAAGAGGAGAUAGAUCCCUGUAGAAGAUUGGCUAAUCUUGGAAUGAGAGCAGCUGAGCUUCAGCAAGGAGUCGAACCAUUUGAAGAGAAGAACAGACGCUACUUUGAUUUCCAACGUAGAACUGGUCAAUUGCCAGUGCAGAAGGAGGGUGAAGAGGUUGACUACAGAGGCGUCCUUCAUCGUGAUGGAUCUGUUCUCAUGUCUGUUUCCCUGGAUCAGUUGAAGGAACCUGAACUCCUAUACAAGUCUCUGGCAGCAAAACUAGUCAUUGGAAUGCCAUUUAAGGAUCUGGCUACUGUGGACUCAAUCUUAUUGAGGGAGCUUCCACCAGCAGAUGAUAAAGAUGCUCGACUAGCUCUCAAACGGUUAAUAGAUGUUAGUAUGGGAGUUAUAACUCCCUUGUCAGAGCAGUUGACGAAGCCAUUACCCUACGCCAUGGUCUUAGCAACUCUCAAGGAAUUGUCAAGUGGUGCUCACAACCUUCUUCCAGAAGGUACACGUUUGGUGGUUUCCGUGCGUGGCGAUGAAUCCCGAGAAGAGUUAGAAAUUCUGAAGGGUGUUGAUGCAACAAUGAUUCUUCACAAUUUACCAUAUGCAGAAAAGAAAACUAGCAGAGUUCAUGCAGCAAGGAGGCUUUUUGAAUAUCUUUCUGAAAAUUCCUUGGACUUUCCUGUCAUUCAUCACAUAGAGUUCCCUAGCAAAAUUCACAGGGACGAUUUAGUCAUUGGUGCUGGGACCAAUGCAGGAGGCCUUCUAGUCGAUGGGCUGGGAGAUGGUAUCUUAUUGGAAGCCCCAGAUCAGGACUUUGAGUUCCUUAGAAAUACGUCUUUCAAUUUGUUACAAGGUUGUAGAAUGCGAAAUACAAAGACGGAGUACGUCUCAUGCCCAUCUUGUGGAAGGACUUUAUUUGACCUUCAAGAGAUCAGUGCACAAAUAAGAGAGAAGACAUCCCAUUUGCCUGGUGUUUCGAUCGCAAUCAUGGGUUGCAUUGUGAACGGCCCAGGAGAAAUGGCUGAUGCAGAUUUUGGGUAUGUUGGAGGUGCUCCUGGAAAGAUCGACCUUUACGUUGGCAAGACUGUGGUGAAAAGGGGCAUAGCUAUGGAGCAUGCAACAGAUGCCUUGAUCCAGCUAAUUAAAGACCAUGACCGUUGGGUGGAUCCUCCUGCAGAAGAGUAA